Molecule: messenger RNA, 1374 nt
Organism: Trichomonas vaginalis G3
Lineage: Eukaryota; Parabasalia; Trichomonadida; Trichomonadidae
Exons: 1
Coding region: 1-1374 (457 amino acids)
Biological process (GO): regulation of transcription by RNA polymerase II
Cellular component (GO): chromatin
Molecular function (GO): RNA polymerase II cis-regulatory region sequence-specific DNA binding; DNA-binding transcription factor activity, RNA polymerase II-specific
Source: RefSeq, a predicted model, not a curated record
AUGACCUUGGCUUUUUGUCUAAUAAACAACAACAACAUUUGUGUCACUGAAUUAAAGUUCUGUGUUCGUUUUGAUUUCGAAGGCAAAGUUGGUCGAAACCAAGCCGUUUCAAUGUAUUUGCAUCUUAUUGACAACUAUACUUUCAUUGUUUAUGACAACGAACACAAAGAAGUUACAAAACUAACAAACGUUAACAACAAUUUCUUAGUUUUGAAUAAUUCACAAGGUUUCAUCACAUUCAUUCCAUCUAACUCCAGCAAACAAACCGAAAAGUCUAUCACAUUCAAACAGUUCAGAGUUAGUUCUCAACAAAAAGAAGUUCUUUCAAAACAGAAAUACCUCAACAUCGAAAGGAAAGCACUUUAUAGCAAUUUCCAAUAUAAAGGUCUACUCAUUGGUUUGCUGGUUUUCUAUGUUGUUAUCGUUAUUAUUUCUUCAAUUAUCUUUCACUAUGCCAUCGUUAAGUAUCCAACAUGUGUCAUCAGAUGUGGAUGUGUAUACUACUGCUUCUUCAACCGUUACCCAGGUCUUUUCAAGAAAUCAUAUAAAUUCUUCUAUAAAAAAGCGAAGGCUGAAGAUAUCACAUGCCGUAUACCACUGGCUGAAUAUGUCUGCAGUUUAUGCUUUUGCGAAUGCUGCUGUUGCUGCGAUAUGCCCAGAUUCGUUUGUAAAAAACACUGCUGUGAUGACCCUUGCUCAUGUGGCGGUGCUGGUGAUGCUGACGAGGGUGCCUUUAUUCUUGUCUUAGUUGGCGUUGUUUGGCUUAUCUUCUACAUUCUCCAUUUAGUUUUCUUCCCGAUUACUUUCCUCUGUGUAUCUUCAGGUGCUUUAUGUGAAGGCUCUCACAAGGAAAAGAAGUUCGAAGAGAAGAUGCGACAGAGAAUCAACAAGCAAAAGAAUGGCGAAGCUGUUUCAGAUUCAAGUUCUUCAAGCGAUGAUGCCCAAGCUGCCCAAAAUCAAGCACAGACGCAGGCACCACCCCCACAGCAAUACCCACCUCAACAAUACCCACCACAACAAUAUCCACCUCCAGGAUAUCCACAACAAUAUCCUCCUCAACCUCAACAAGGCGCACCACAGCAGCCACCACCAUACGGUUAUUAUUACAAUCAGCCACCUCCAACUGCAAACGGACAACAACCGCCUCCACAAUACAAUUAUUACCCACCUCCUCAAAACGGACAACAACCUCCUCCACCUCCACAAAAUGGUCAACAACCAUACUACUAUCCACCUAAUUCUUACCAACAACCACCUCCUCAACAAUAUCAACCUCCUAAUCAGCCUCCUCAAUUUCAGGCUCCUCCACCACCACCUGCCCCAGCAGCUCCAGCUCCACCUGGACAGACUCCAUAUAAUGAGGAAAAGAAAUAA